Molecule: messenger RNA, 1503 nt
Organism: Rhizoctonia solani
Lineage: Eukaryota; Fungi; Basidiomycota; Agaricomycetes; Cantharellales; Ceratobasidiaceae
Exons: 3
Coding region: 1-1503 (500 amino acids)
Source: RefSeq, a predicted model, not a curated record
AUGACCGCCAUACCGUUGACUACACCCGCUUCAGUUCCAGAUCCCCUUACCGAAGCCAUCCCAGACUCCCCUUAUUCAACCAUUGAGACCAGCGAGACCAACAUCACGGCGCGACACUCUUUUGCCUUCAACUCUGACCAGCUAACAGCCGGUUCCUUGUGCCCCCCGGCACCUCUCACCCAGAUUGAUCCCUCUUCCUCUGUCGCUCACACCUUGCUGGUUCCUCUCGAUCCCCUCUUCUCUAUCUCAGAAAAAGAGCUUGAAUCCAAGCUUGGACAGAGUCGAUCAGGUUGCGGGUGGGAGAACUGGGAGCGUCACCUCAUCAUAUCUGAGUUGCUUGGGCCCAAUGCGCCCAAGCUUCUAAUCUUGAAACUGAUGGACAUUCCGCUCAAAGUACGCCCCAAUAUACCCCAGUGUACAGAUCCAUACCUUACUCGGCUAUCAAAGGUCACGUUUCGCGGCUCCCGUUCAGUAACAGCAAUAGCAAACCAGAUUCGGAUCCUUAUUGAAACUUAUACGGAGAUAAUUGACUUUGCACAACAGGCAGGAAUUAACCUCGAGGCACCCAAAUUUCACAACCCCGAGGCUCUCAUCCACAGCAUUGUUGAAAUGUGGAAGCAAUGCGUACCCUCGGGCGGGAAUUGGGCUUCCGCCAGAUCUAAGGGGCUACAAGCUAUCGAUAUUGUCAUUUGGACCCACGAUCCCCCCCGUAGUUGGUUUUCGAUGACAUUUAGCCGCCUCAAGGAGGCUGGUAUAUUACAACCUCGGCGUGGCAAAUCCGUCCAGCGUGCUCCAUCCACCCCUUCACAACAGCUCCCUUCAAUGAGCUGCAAUCGAGGCAGACAAACCCAAGGUAAUAGUAGCGAUUUUCCCCUCUGCCUCUGCCUUUCCCCAUGUAGCACAACUAGUCCCACUGAUUCACCCACUAUUACAGCUCGCUCUGUUCAUACCCCCGGGCCCUCAGAGCCCUCCGAGCAAAUGCAGAGGCCUUCGGCCCCCACUUCCCCGAGCUUUCCGGCAUCCCCAGCGUCUCCGGCGCCCGAAGCUGAGCGAUCUUCACCUCAACCUCACAGUCCCCAUACCACUACCCCAGGGAGUCCUCACGCACAGAACAUGUUACGUGAGCAACACGCAAUUGCCUCUGCGUCGGUUUCAUUGGCCCAUGCCCAGGCUGAAUACAUGCAUGCGCGCACGCUACAAACUCGUACCAAUGUCCUGCAACAGUUGCUUGGGUUAGAGCAACAAGAACGAGCAUUGCGACUAAAAGUUGCAAUGGAUGUCAUCCGUAUUACCGAAAGCAACAAUGUUACUCGUAGUGCCGCCCAAUCGUGGAUAAAUCAAACGUUUUUUACGAGCCACCCUUCAGACAACUUUACCCGAUUCGCUACGGCCUGGAAAGCGGAGCUUGCGCUGAAGCCGAAUUAUUUCGGAGGGGACUCGAUUUGCCAUGCCUCAUCUCCCCAAGUGCGCUUUCCCAACUCGCUCGGGUUUGGCACCAGUUAA